Haplochromis burtoni (Burton's mouthbrooder) is the source of this 6941-nucleotide messenger RNA. RefSeq names its product jun dimerization protein 2. Gene Ontology annotation, molecular function: RNA polymerase II cis-regulatory region sequence-specific DNA binding; calcium ion binding; protein binding. The record is from RefSeq and is a predicted model, not a curated record. The transcript is spliced from 14 exons. Bases 4974 to 6377 code for a protein of 467 amino acids. Gene Ontology annotation, biological process: regulation of transcription by RNA polymerase II. Lineage: Eukaryota; Metazoa; Chordata; Actinopteri; Cichliformes; Cichlidae. Gene Ontology annotation, cellular component: nucleus.
GGCAUCUCGGCCACCACGCUCACCGAUCAACUCAAGCUGGCUGACUUCCGCCAGCUGGGCACCAUGCUGUCUCCGCUGCACUUCCUGGGCAGGCUGGGGAAACGGCCGUUGGCCAUCAAGACAGAGGUGAGGAGGAAGAGAAAAGAGGAAAUAGAGUGUGUGAAACGUGAAUGUCAUGGGAGUAUUAGCCAAUCAAGUCAGGCUUUAUCGUUUUAUCAUUAAGAGUCAUUUUUGUCUGUCACCCAAGUAUGGUCACAAAAACAGAAGACAUGGUAGCAGCCAAAGUGUCAAACUCAUGGCUUCAAAUCAGUAAGCCAAGGGGUAACCUCAGGGUGGCUGUGUCCACUUUUUUGUACAACCUGUGAUUGAAAUGGAAAAAUAAGAACAGUAAAAUGUAAAAACCUCUUCUGUUUUAAUAUUAAUGAUACUUUGUAUUUGCAGAUGGAUGAAGAUGAAGAAAGGAGGAAACGAAGACGAGAGAAAAACAAAGUUGCUGCAGCACGAUGCCGAAACAAAAAGAAGGAACGGACUGACUUCCUUCAAAGGGAAUCGGAACGUCUGGAAAUGGUGAACUCGGAGCUGAAAGCCCAGAUCGAGGAGCUCCGUCUGGAGAGGCAGCAGCUAAUGGUGAUGCUCAAUCUCCACCGGCCGACAUGCAUCGUGAGGACCGACAGCGUCAAAACACCUGAGAGCGAGGCCAACCCACUGCUGGAGCAGCUGUCCUCUGAAACCAAGUGAAAAAAGAGAAACCAGGGAAGUUCCUGAAGCCCAAACUAGCACCACCGUGGCUGCCGUUUAUAUGUUAACAUAACUGGCAAUACAUUUCUAAAGAAGCACUUGAGCUCCAAGCUGGAGACUUUUGGAGACUUGGUCCAAAGAUCUGAGGUUGUGGGGCUUCCUCAGUACUGCUACACGAGCUGGCUCUGUCCAUUGGAAGACUGGAAAUACCCAGGUUCAUCUCCACAUUAAGUGUUGUUGUUGAUACCCGCUGUGCCUCGUUGUUACUUCAACCAUCUCUACAAAAAAGGGACCAAUGGAAACAGUAGAGUAUGACUGGAAACAGCGCUGAGGAAACACACUAAUAUCACUAUGGUGCUCUGUUACAAAAGCCCUGCGUAGAUUGUGUGGCAUUGUUUCAGUGCCGUGUUCUGCAGUUUUCCUAAUGUAUGCUAGCUGAAAUAUACAGGUGUAGAGUUAUUAGGAUAAAAUACUCAUUACAGAUACACCAAAUGGAGUAGAGGUUUUUUGUUUUUUUUCAAUGUUUAUUUCUAUACCCUGCCUCGACGAUGGCAGUUACCGGUUGAUCCGAUUUGUGGUGACGCUGGCGUCAUGAAAAGCACAUAUACACAAAAUGUUUACACCCUUAUUUUUUGGACUUGUUGUCUGUCCAUUAUUGUACUUGUUUUAUACUGCUUUCUAUACAUAAACAUAUAUGAAAUGCUUGUGAAUCACUUGAUGUGAUUUGUCUUUCAGUCUUUGCAGUCUGUCAUGUUGCGCUGUCAAACAGCUGUGAAAAGGAGUAGAGGCUCCUCAGCUGAGCAGUAUUUCAGUGUCUGUUCUGCAUCUCUCUUUAUGUAUAAACUGAUAUCCUGAAUAGAUUAAAUUUUAUUUUCUAACUACAAGAAAGACCUUUUAUGUUUUCCUUCCAUUACGUUACACCUGUAAAAAUGCAAUAUUGCAAUAUACUGAAGUUGAAUUUGUACCAGCCGGUCAUGACACUAGAAUUACAGAAUACCAAAUGUUGUGCAAUCACGUUUUCUUCAGCGCUAUUCUUCAGUAUAUUGCCAAAGUCAGGGCUUUACUUUUGUUUGCACAACUCUGAAAAGGUCACUCAUGCUUUUAUUUCUUCGAGCCUUGAUUAACAUAGAUCCCUUUGUUCACUGCUCACCGCGAGAAAUGACAGACGGCACAGAACUAACUCGACAGCAGACGCCCCAGUACCUGCUGACGAUCACUGGCUGCCUCUUCAUUGUAGAAUUUAUCCUAGUACUUUAUUACUGUUUACAAGUCUGGUGUUUAUUGGAACAUGUAUUUUAUUAGUAUAUUUAUUAGAACGGACUCUUUUUUUUUUUUGUGAAUAUGAUACCUCACAAACACUUGGAAGACAUUUCUUUAAAUUUAGCACAAAUAUGCAAUUGAGCUCAAGGAUGAGCUAAUUAGAUUUUCAUGGUCAGAGAGGAAAGGACACUGUGACAUAUUGCCUUGAGAAAAUGUUGACUUCAACUAAAGAACAAACUGACUAGUAAAGAAGUGAAAUCAUGAAUGGGCUUCUCUAGCUUCUCUAGCUCUUGCUGGGACACAUAAUCUCUCACUUAGAUUUCUGAGAUGCCAAAAAGCAGAUUUAGUUACAGCUUUAAUGUGGUCAAUGAAACUAAUCCUUAUCCACGGUUACACAGAUUUAUCGCAUGAGUUCUUUAGCGCACAAGAGUCCACAGUCAAAUAUCAGUCACUCUAACCUCAUGACGAUAACAUUUUACACAGGAUAAAAAGAUAAGGCGAUGCCAUUUGUCAUGUAAAAUGUCAAGUCUGGAUAGACAUGGAUAUGAACUGCAAUUUGACUUAUUGAUAGAGGCUCAACUAAGUUCAAACUUUGCCCUGUGACUUUGAGUUAAAGUUGCACUGAAGUAUUGACAUUUACCAUUUGAUCAUGAACAGCAGGACAAAAAUCGUUAUACAUUUUGAGGAUUUUCCUGAUAAUCCCUUUCUCUUCCAAUUAUAAUGUACAAUACUGGGCAAAGGUCUCGAGUGACCCCUCAUUUCUUUAUAUUUUCCUAAGAAAACAAUGGUUGCAGCGAUGCAUUAAACAUAUUCAAAUAUACAUGGAUCAUUGGUCAUGCUGAAAAAUUAAGCCAUUGCCAGUCACGUACUUUAUAUAGGUUGCAUUGCAUGGUGGAUCAAAAACAUUAAAAUGGAAUAUUUGCUAAGUUGUCUGUUAUAUGUAAACACAACACUGGUUCAUCUCUCGAAGUAGUUGGUUAGGUAGGGUUUUUGUUGUUGUUUUGUUUGUUUGUUUGUUUAUUAAGUACCUUAACAAACCUAAAAGAAUUCUUCUGUUCUUCUGAAAAUGUCCGGUGGAAGGACUGGACUAAGAAUGAGUUUAAAAGCAGCCAAACAAUGAAAGAUCUCCAGAAAGCCUGAAGAAAUAUUGCUCAAGAUCAGAUUAAAAAUGACGAGUCUGGCUCCUUGGAAGUAUGAGAUGAGGAGUGGCUCGAGACUUUUCCAAAAUACUAUAGAUGAAAAUCAAAUAGAAGUCCCUUUAAAACCUGCUGGUAUGAGCUACAAAAUAAGUAAAACCUCAAGUGUUUAUAAUUUGAAAAAUAAAUUGAUAACAAGUUUUUCUUUGCUACAGAGGCUGUACCAAAUGACAGGAGUAUGUUUGUAACAUUUACAAUACAUCUGUAUUGUUCUGAGCUAAACUUCUCAAAUGUGAAACAAAGUACCCACAUGCGUGUCUACUAUAAACAAAAUCAAAUCAAAGCUCUGUGAGAACAUUAGAGUCAAAUACGUGGUGAUCCUUUCCUACAGCCUUUGCACUUAAGUGUUAACAAUUAGUAAUAAGAAGCAAAAACACGUCGACGUCGCAAUGUGCCGCAUGUUUUAAAAAAGGGUGUGGGAGAUUAUUGCAAUAAAAGAACAACUCAUAUUUGUGGUUAUAUUUUACCCCAUUUGGUAGAAUUGGUAGUCUGACUGUAUAAAGGAGUGCUUUAUACAGUCAUUGGUCUCUCCCACGUUACAACCACAUCCGGUCUCAUCUCGAUAGGGAUUGCGGUGAACAGCGCCAUCUAGUGCUUAUCUAUAUAAACGAAUCAAAGUCUUCACUAUUACCAUACUUUAAACCAUUAUUAAUUGAUAUAGGGUACUUUUCUUUCUUUCUUUCUUUCUUUUUAAGAUGGAAAUGGCCGUUUCCAGUGUGCUUCAUUUGUUUUUAUCGAUAAUUUUCCGGCCGCCCUCGGAUCUUUCAUAACUUUCCUUCUCCUGAUCAGCCGUUGGAUCAUCUUCUUAACACUAGAAAACGACAAAUUUUUUCCCAGGUAGGCGGAUAAUUCCUCUGCUAUGAACAAUAAUAAAGGUCUGACAAAUAGGAUUUUAUAUAAAAAAGUAAAUAUUUGUUUUAAUUCCGAAUAAAACAGUGUUUCCCCUCUUCUGCUGAUCUAACUGUUAACUGCUUGAUAAAAUGCAGUAGUAGCUAGGUAGCUAGUUAGCUGGCAGCUCUUCUUCUACCUCACUGUUAAAUAAAUGCGCUGUAAAGUAAGUCAUGUUAAGUUCAGUAGAUCUUUAAACUUCAUGUAAAACUAUCCGUGUGUUGUUUCCGCAGGUUUCUCUAUCAGGUUCACAUUGCUCAUGGAAGUAGUGCAUAGCCAGGGGCGUUUCCAGGAUUUUUAAAUGUUGGGGAAGACAGGAAGUCUGAAUAUUUAAGCUGAUGGAAAUACCAGGAGUGGGUUUUUCAUGCAAAGAUAUUUCAAGAUUAAGUUCAGUUUUCACUGAUGAUUGUUGUCUAAAGAUUGCCCACAGCCCAGUGUGCUCUCUGCUACUGUGGAUAGUGGUGGUAGACUCGGUAGCUUUAAUUGUGCCCCAUUUUUAUAUAUUUUUGAAGGGUUGCCACACAUAACCUUUCUGACAGUUGUCAAUAUCUGUACAUGUUUAGACUUUCAUCUCACUUUGUGGGUCGAGUCUGGGUACUUUGCAUAGUUGAUCACAUUUUCUUCUUUUAUUGUAGGGCAGUUAAAUAGAACUCAUCUGAAUAUUGUAAAUCAUGCACAUCCCUAAUAAAUUCAGUGUAAAGACUUUCAUGUGCAGCUCUUUGCACUCAUAUAGAUGCUAAAGCCUAAAAAGUGGCAGUGCACAGGAGUUUACAAAAAUUACACAAUGUUGCUUAAACAGUCUAAUAGCCUGCAGCAGUGAAUCCUACCUGUCUGCUCCUCUUAUGUUGUCUUCCAAACAUACACUUGAGGUUGUCAGGAUCUUGUGCCGUGAUGAAUAACAUCCAUGAAGACAGUGUGGAUUUUCAGUCCAAUUCACAAGAGGAAAAGCAGCAGCUCUCUGUUCAGUCAGUCCUGUCCAGAGGAUCCCAGGAGGAAAUCAAGUUCAUUAAGGGCCAAGCAGGGCACAGUGAUGAUGAAUGCAGUACUGACCUGGAAGACGAUAUUUUCACCUCCAGCAGGAGAUUGAAUUUGUCCCCAUCAGACGUGUAUCUAAAGGCCUGCAAGCAGACAGGAGCCGUUCCUGUUUCCUACAUCCUCUGCCACUUGGAUGAUGCUAUUCUAGACCUGAAUUACUAUGGGCUGGGACCUCUGGGGGCCAAAGCUCUGGCUAUCCUUCUGAAAAGUCACGGUGUAGUCACCCACCUCGAGUUGAAAGGGAACUCACUUCAGGCUGAAGGGACACAGUAUCUGAUGGCGAUGCUUUUUGAAAACAUCAGCAUUCAGAGUCUAAAUCUUUCUGACAACAAGCUGGGCCUUAAAGGAGCAGAGGUUAUCUCCAAAAUGCUGUCAGACAAUCGUAAGCUCAAAUCCAUCAACCUCUCAGAAAAUGACUUUAGUGACGCUGCAGCUAAAUGCUUGGCAGAAGCAUUAAAGAAUGAUUUUGUGGUCAAAGAGCUUGACCUCAGUUACAACUGCAUCUGCGAUGCAGGAGGAGAAGACUUGGGUGUCAUGUUAGCAGAGAACAUCGGUAUUGAAGUCCUAAAUCUGAGCUGGAAUCACUUUCUUAUACGUGGCAAUGCGGCUCUGAUUGCUGGUCUAAAGGUAAACGCAACACUGAAGCAGCUCCAGCUGUCGAACAGUGGAUUUGGCCGUCCAGAGGUACAGCUGAUGGCUGAAGUGCUGCAACAAAAUGACACACUUGUGCUGCUGGACCUCAGCAUUAACUGUGUGGACGAUGAAGCUGUAAGGCUGCUCUGCCAGGGCCUGGCCACCAACGAAACCCUCGAGGUUCUCAAACUCUCUCGCAACCCCAUAACAAAAAUCGGAGCCACCACGCUGCUCAGAACGGUUAAAAACAACAUGAAAUCAGCACUGAAGGAGAUCGAUAUUUCUAGUGUGCUUGUCUGUGAGACCUUUGUGGAGCUGCUGGAAGAAACCCGCGUGACCCGCCCUGCUCUGCGGUUCCAGUAUUAUAUUCUGCCCUCCGUCACCAAGAACUUAUUGGCACUUGGGAUCUUUAAGAAGUUCUUUGAAGAGCAAAAUAAGAGCAUCAUGGAUUUCUUCCAGGCUCUGGACAAAGAGGGAACCAUGAAAGUCUCCACCUCUGCCUUCAGGAAGGCUGUAAAGGAAGCUAACAUACCUCUGGAUCAACAGCAGCUUGGCUGGUUGGUCAGGAAGUUUGACAAGAACUGCACGGCAACCAUAGUGUACAGUGUUGUUCAGACAUUUGUGUAGGUGCUGGCAGAGAAACAAAGACGUACAUUAGGACCCAUUGUGCCCUGUGAUUAUUAAAGUAAACAGAAAUACUGAAGAGGUAUCAUACACAGCUGCAAACACUUGAGCCUGUUUUUGUGAAGUGGGAGAAAGGGCCAAGCAACCCUCAAGACUUUGUCAGAGAUGAUCCCAUUAUUUGGAGCUUCUCAAGAGCUGAGCGGCAGGCUGGCUAAUGAGGCUUUGAAGAUCCAUCGCUGGCACACAACUCACAUGCGGCAGAGAAUUCGGGGAGCGAAACAGAACCUGGCACGAGAUAAAAUGUUUUAGCCAAGAUCGGCCGCAAAGACGUCCAUUACCUCGGCGCUCUGCUUUUAUUUUGCCAGCAUUGCUUUUCCAAGACCUUUUAAAAAGAGACCAAGACUUUCCAGGAGAUGAAUGUGAAUGUCCAGUUCAUCUGCAAAAAGACAAGGGUUUUUUUGAAAGAUCAGGAGUAAAGUUGGGAUAAUUCACUAGACUUCUUCAGAGACUUCUUGAAAAUAGCAUGAGGAGAAUAGAACACCUAUGUAUGAACAUGAAGAAGAAAAG